Messenger RNA from Rhinichthys klamathensis goyatoka, 1507 nucleotides. It is a transcript of the gene iah1, whose product is annotated as isoamyl acetate hydrolyzing esterase 1 (putative). Gene Ontology annotation, molecular function: hydrolase activity, acting on ester bonds. The record is from RefSeq and is a predicted model, not a curated record. The transcript has 6 exons. NCBI's taxonomy places the organism in Eukaryota, Metazoa, Chordata, Actinopteri, Cypriniformes, Leuciscidae. The coding region runs from base 93 to 809 and encodes 238 amino acids.
GAACUCCGAAUCAUUUACGAACGAAGCACCGGCUUUGCUGCUUCUUCCUCGCAGUCUGAGGUGAAUUAAAGUCGUCGGUUGUUGCAGUUACAAUGUCGACUCUAAAGAAAGUUGUAUGGCCCCAAAUCAUUCUCUUCGGUGACUCAAUAACACAGUUUGCCUUUCAAGCGAACGGAUGGGGAUGUGAAAUCUCUCAUAAACUCGAGAGAAAAUGCGACGUGGUAAACAGGGGCUUGUCUGGAUACAACACAAGGUGGGCUAAGAUUGUGCUUCCUCGCAUUGUGCCCAUUUCUGAUGCUCCUAUUGCGGCUGUGACUGUUUUCUUUGGCGCUAAUGAUUGUGCUUUGGAAGACAAGAACCCCGCGCAGCACGUGCACCUCCAGGAGUUCUCAGAGAAUUUGAAGGACAUUGUCAGAUAUCUGGUGUCUAUAGGAGUGUCCAAUGACAAGAUCAUCUUCAUCACACCACCACCACUUCAAGAAGCCGCCUGGGAGAAAGAGUGCUUGCUAAAAGGUUCAGCUUUGAAUCGGUUAAACUCUGUGGCUGGUCAGUAUGCGCAGGCCUGCGUUCAGGCUGCAGGACAGUCUGGUGUGGAUGUUCUGGAUCUCUGGACACUCAUGCAAAAAGAUGGACAGGAUUUCUCAGUGUAUCUUUCAGAUGGACUGCAUCUUUCUGAUAAAGGAAACCAGUUUGUGGCAAAGCAUUUAUGGACACUUCUUGAGAGGCGAGUGGCUAACUUGCCCUUCAUUCUGCCUUACUGGGGGGAUGUGGACCCAAAAUGCCCUGAGAGCAGCCUACUGUGUGAUUAAACCUCAGGUCACAUGAUGCACAGCGGAUGAAACACCAUUCAGUUCCUGUGGUUUAAAUUAGAACAUUUUUGGAUACACUAAUCAUACAUGGUGGAAGGACCAGCCGCCAGCCCUAUUUGCAAACAAGGAGUAUUUUGAGUUACUCAAGCAAGUUAAAUGACAAAUGUCACAGAUUAUGUUUGAUGUUCUGGCAAAAAAUAUUCAGAUUUCUGUAUUAAAGUUUUGGUGAGGUCAAUUGAUUUACUGCCGUUUAAACACACACACACAAAGCUUUUAGUAGGGACAAUAACCACUUUCAUUUUAUACCUCCUUGCAAAAUUCCAAUGUAUUUUUUUCAGCCUAGGUCCAUAAAAUAAUUAGAAACACUUCAGUGUAGAGGCAGUUUAUUUAUGUGGGUUCAUAUCCCUAGAAUAUGUUGAAUAAAUGUAACAACCAAGCAUCAGAAACACAUUUAAGGAUAGUAGAUUGACAUUUCUAGUGAGAGGUUUUAAUUAUUUCUGAUUUUAUAUACAGGAAUAUAAGAAACAAUACAAAAUAUAUAUGUAGUCUAUUGACUUAUGGCACAUGAAAACGUUGUUAAAACUCAACUUUAAUAGUCAUAGUCUGAUAUUUCACAGUGGGGGCAUAAUAGUCUAUACUAUACUUCUAUUGAUUUUGGUCACGUCUAUACAUCCGUUUUAGUGGCAAAAAGAUGAAAU